CACAUGGUACUAGGAAUCCCCAGGACAGGAAGAAGAACUGAGCUGCUGCAUGGAGAGUGCCCUGGAACAAGGAUUGAUUUUUUGUAUAAGCGCACCUAUGCAGGACGUGUAGAGGAUGAGACUGGCUUAGCGCUCUCAUGGAGGGAGCAGAGGGAAGCGACUCCUGUGAUGGGAUCCAGGUUUUACUCAGCCGCGAAGUAAUCGACGCAGCUCCCCAGUGCCCUCAUGGUCCCACCCUGCUGUUUGUGAAGGUCUCUCAAGGCAAGGAACAGGGACGAAGAUUUUAUGCGUGUUCAGCCUGCCGAGACAGGAAGGACUGUCACUUCUUUCAGUGGGAAGAUGAUAAGGUUUCACAGGCUAGACUUGCGGCUAGAGAAGAAUACAACAAAAGCCACCAACCCCCUAUGACGCAUGCUCAGUACGUUGGAAGGUUUCAGGAAUUCACUGAGUUACCACUGGCAAAAAGAAAGUUUUGUAGUGACUGCCAACAACUUCUCCUGCCGACAAAUUGGGAGAGCCAUUCAGGGCAUCGUGUGCUUGGUGACAUCUCUCUGUCUCAGCUCAAGAGACCCAGCCAGUUGUUACAUCCCUUGGAGAACAAGAAGGCCAAUGCCCAAUACCUGUUUGCUGAGAGAAGCUGUACAUUCCUCAUGGAUACUAUUAUUGCUUUAGGAUUCAGACGGGUGCUGUGUGUUGGCACUCCCAGGCUACAUGAGCUCAUCAAACUGCGAGCAUGCGAGGGGGCCACACCACCAAUAAAGAGCCUUUUGCUCGACAUUGACUUUAGGUAUUCUCAGUUUUACUGGGAGGAGGAGUUCUGCCAUUACAAUAUGUUCAACCAUCAUUUCUUUGGUGGUGAGGCAGCAAAGAUGGUUUGUCAGAAGUUCCUUCAGGAAGAAGAUGGUAAAGGUGCCCUCUUAGUGACUGACCCUCCAUUCGGUGGACUAGUGGAACCUUUGGCUUUUAGCUUCAAAAGAUUAAGGGAGAUGUGGAAAACAACUAAUCCAGAAAAUGAGAGCAAUUUACCCAUAUUGUGGAUGUUUCCAUACUUUUUUGAAUCCCGUAUCCUUCAGUGUUUCCCAGACUUCACUAUGCUGGAUUAUCAGGUGGAUUAUGAUAACCAUGCCCUAUACAAGCAUGGGAAAACUGGAAGGAAACAGUCGCCCGUUCGCAUUUUCACGGAUCUUCCCCCAGACAAAAUUGUCCUCCCAGCAAUUGAAGGAUAUAGGUUCUGCUCCGUGUGCGAGAGAUUUGUGUGUUCAGGGAACAAGCACUGCAAUAUCUGCAAUUGCUGCACGUCUAAGGAUGGCAGGCCAUGGAAGCACUGUACCCAAUGCAACAAGUGUGUGAAGCCAUCUUGGACUCACUGCAGUGCCUGUAACCACUGUGCUCUGCCCGACCACCCAUGUGGCACUGCUGGGCGCGGCUGCUUUCUGUGCGGAGGAAAGGAUCACAAACGCAGGGGCUGCCCUCACCAGUCUGUCUCUGCACAUGGCAAAAGGAUGGAAAAUCUCAAGCAAAAGAAUAUUAAGGGAAGUAUGAAAAAGCAACCCAUUGCAGCAACCAGUAAGAAGAGAAAGAGAAAAAGGAACAAUCCCUGAUAACUACUCUGCCAGUAUUUAACAUGAGAGGGUCAUUGAUGGACAGGCAACUGCCACACACACAUGGAUCUUUCCUGCAAAGCAACAGUGACUCCGAGCUCUGGACUGAUACCGCCCCAUCCUGCUCGGCUAAGUACACUAAUUAAGAUUGCAAAUUGUAGGUGUACAAACACAAUCUUCGUUUGCCCAAUCCAAUGUCUUUGGGGCCGCGAGGCUAAUUAACGUAGGCAAGAUGGUUAUAGUAUCGCUAUGUUGCAGGGUGCAAUGUAUGAUAUUCUACAUUAUUUAUUUGCAUACAGAUUUGCCAAUAAACUUAUUUUACUACA
This is a messenger RNA of Xenopus tropicalis (tropical clawed frog), 1927 nucleotides long. It is a transcript of the gene zcchc4, whose product is annotated as zinc finger CCHC-type containing 4. Gene Ontology annotation, biological process: rRNA methylation. Lineage: Eukaryota; Metazoa; Chordata; Amphibia; Anura; Pipidae. Gene Ontology annotation, molecular function: nucleic acid binding; zinc ion binding; methyltransferase activity. Gene Ontology annotation, cellular component: nucleolus; cytoplasm. The transcript has 14 exons. Bases 138 to 1601 code for a protein of 487 amino acids. The record is from RefSeq and is marked provisional.